Messenger RNA from Passer domesticus (house sparrow), 14681 nucleotides. RefSeq names its product DNA topoisomerase II binding protein 1 (gene TOPBP1). NCBI's taxonomy places the organism in Eukaryota, Metazoa, Chordata, Aves, Passeriformes, Passeridae. The record is from RefSeq and is a predicted model, not a curated record. Bases 80 to 4633 code for a protein of 1517 amino acids. The transcript has 28 exons. Gene Ontology annotation, biological process: mitotic G2 DNA damage checkpoint signaling; DNA replication initiation; mitotic DNA replication checkpoint signaling.
CGGGGACGGGGACGAGAGGGCUUCGGGGCUGCGGCGGGAAUGUCAGGGUGCUCACUGGGCUUUGCUUCUUAGUUGAAGGAUGAGAAGUAGUAAGGAGUCGUUUUUUGUGAAGUUCAUAAGGUCUCCCCGGAGCUCGGAGUAUUUUUCUAAAGCUCUUGAGUCUAUAAAAGAAUUCCAGUCAGAAGAACAUCUCCAGAUCCUCGAAGAAGCGGCAGUACUCAAUAUAAAAGAAAAUGAUAAAUCACUUUACAUUUGUGAUCCUUUCAGUGGCGUGGGUUUCAGUCAUCUCAAAAAGCUUGGCUGUAGGAUUGUUGGACCACAGGUAGUUCUGUACUGCAUGCAGUCGCAGCGGUGUGUCCCGAGAGCUGAGCACCCCGUGUUCAACAUGACCAUGGCCGAUGUCACCGUGUCCUGUACCAGCCUGGAGAAGGAUGUGAGGGAAGAAGUUCAUAAAUACGUGCAAAUGAUGGGUGGAUGUGUAUACAGAGAUCUCAACGUGUCAGUGACUCAUCUUAUAGCUGGAGAAGUUGGCAGCAAGAAAUAUUUGGUAGCUGCUUCCCUGAAGAAACCUAUUUUGCUUCCCUCUUGGGUUAAGACAUUGUGGGAUAAGUCUCAGAAAGGCAUAAUGAGGUACACUGAUGUUAACAUGGAAGACUACGCCUGUCCUGUGUUCCUUGGCUGCACGAUUUGUGUCACUGGCUUAAGCAGCUCCGACAGGAAAGAAGUGCAGCGCCUCACUGCUGAGCACGGUGGGCAGUACACGGGGCAGCUCAAGAUGAAUGAAUGCACUCACCUCAUAGUUCAGGAGCCAAAAGGUCAGAAGUAUGAAUGUGCCAAAAAGUGGAAUGUGCACUGUGUGUCUGUGCAGUGGUUUUCUGACAGCAUCAAGAAAGGCUUCUGUCAGGAUGAGACAAUGUAUAAAAUAGAGGCUGGAUCAAAACUGAGUAAUGCACCCAGUACCUCAACACCUACCAAUGACACCAGCAAGCCUACUAGUCAUGCCUUUUCGGAUGUCAGCCACAUUUCCAAUAUAAAUUUGAGUGGAGUUAAUGAAACUGCAUGUAGUUCAGCUAUGAGCAGCAGACUGGAUCCUGUUUCUGAUGAGCUGGAAAACCUGGACAUAAGUUCUUUUCAAGCCGCUGAAGAUCUGUUAGAUGGGUGUCGGAUCUAUCUCUGUGGCUUCAGUGGCAGGAAGCUGGACAAGAUGAGAAGGCUUAUUAAUUGUGGUGGUGGCGUUCGAUUUAAUCAACUUAAUGAAGAUGUUACUCAUGUCAUUGUGGGGGAUAACAACGAUGAGCUGAAACACUUUUUGGACAAGACGGCUCACAGGCCUCAUAUAGUGACAGUGAAGUGGUUGCUGGAGUCAUUUGGUAAAGGUUGUCUGUGUCCAGUGGAGCACUAUAUCCCUCUAAACUACCAGCAGUUAGAGAAUCCAAUUUUAGAACAACCUGGAAUGAAGUCAGUUUUUCCAAAAAAAACCAGUCUCUUGAAGAAAGAUGCUAUGAACAGUAUAAAGCACCAGAAAACUGCUGAAGAUGACUUCCUCUCUCAAUAUGUAGAUAACUACUCUGCACUAGAUGAAGUUGAAAAACUAGCAUCCUUCAGUGAUGUGACAAACUCAACUGCCCAAGGAGAGAAUCAACCUUCUGUCUGUAAUGGGACUUUGGCAGAGUCUUCUGCACUGGCUGAAGGAGGCUUAUUUUUCAGGAAGAGAUUUCUUCUCCUGGGUUUUGGUGAAGAGGAUGAGUCCUGCAUUGCAGAUAUUAUAAAGGAGAAUGCUGGGGAAGUUCUGCCACUGCAGAGCAGAACCAUUGCAGACUAUGCUGUGGUACCUUUAUUAGGGUGCACCGUGAAGGCAACUGUUGGUGAUGUCGUCACAAAUACGUGGCUGAUAACAUGCGUGGAACAGCAGGCCCUUUUAGAUCUCCGAUCCAAUCCACUUUUCACACCAGUCCUGGUAAUGGAAGGAGCUACCCCUCUGGAAGAUUGUGUUCUUUCUUUUAGCCAGUUCACGGGUGCAGAGAGAGACUCCCUUGCUUAUCUGGCAGAAAUGCUGGGAGCCAGAGUCCAGGAAUUCUUUGUGCGGAAAGCCAGUGCGAAAAAAGGAAUGUUUGCCAGCACCCAUCUCGUGGUGAGAGAACCCAACGGCUCCAAGUAUGAAGCUGCGAAGAAGUGGAAUUUGCCAGCAGUCACUGUAGCUUGGCUUUUGCAAUCUGCAAGGACAGGAAAGAGGGCAGAUGAAAGCAAGUUCUUGGUUGAAAAUGCAGAGGCUGAAGAUAUGGAGAGUUUCAUUACUCAGCUUAGCAAGACACCAGCAACUGUUAAAUCUCCUGAUUUGGAACAGCCUAUUCAUCUUCUUGAAGCUGGAAAAAAACCUGUGACUCCCCUUGAUAUCAACAGGUUUCAGAGUAAAGCUUUCCAAGCUGUAAUCUCUCAUCAUACUGGGAAGACAACUCCUGUUGCACAAGGGGGACCACUUCAGAAAGAACCAUCUUUAAAUCUUGAUACACCAUCAAAGUUUCUUACUGAAGACAAGUUCUUCAAGCCUUCUUUUGAUGUAAAGGAUGCUCUGGAUGCUCUGGAAACUCCUAGAGGUCCUGAACAAAGAACCAGGAAACUGAGCACGCCUCUCUCUGAAGUCAUCGGCAGAAACUUGAAACUGGCACUAGCAAGCAGCACAAAUCAUGCAGCAGCUCUUACUGCCAGCCCUCAGUUGGCUGCUGCACAGCCAGAAGUGGAAGAAGAGCCCAAGCCUCUAGCUGAUGCUGUUAUAUAUGUUAGUAAAAAACUUAGUAAGAGGCAAAGGGAGCUGAAUGCAGUAGCAGCUUCUCUUGGAGCAGACUACAGAUGGUGCUUUGAUGAAACAGUAACACACUUCAUCUACAAGGGCGGACAGAAUGAUAACAAUAAGGAAUACAAAUCUGUUAAAGAACGGGGUAUACAUAUUGUUUCAGAACAUUGGCUUUUAGAGAGUGCCCGAGAAUGUAAACGGCUUCCUGAAUCUCUCUUUCCUCACACUUACAAUCCCAAAAUGAGCCUGGACAUCAGUGCAGUGCAAGACAUCAGGCUCUCCUCCUCCUCCAGUAAACCUCUUUCAACUGGAAAACCAGCAGAGGAAAAUGAGAUUAUUCCAGUGGAUGAAGAUGAUGCUGAAGAUGAUGUAACUACUGACCAAAUUAAGGAAACAGUCACUGUAGAGGAAGAGCAAAUUGUAGCAAGUGAAUCCAAAGGAGUUUUAACUCAAGCACUAGAAAUGAGGGAGAACUUCCAAAGGCAGCUGCAGGAGCUCAUGUCUGCCACAUCACUAGUGAAACCACCAGGGCAAAGAGGUUCCCUUUCAAGGAGCAGCUUUGAUGGCUCUCCAGCCACUCCUGAUAGCGCACGGUCUGUGCGAAAUGGCCGCAGUAGGGUCUUGGAAGCUCUAAGGCAGUCCCGCCAGGCACUGGCAGAUAUAAAUACAGAGCCAUCCCAGAGUGAGCAGAUCAUUUGGGAUGAUCCUACUGCAAGGGAAGAGAGAGCAAGACUUGUCAGCAACCUUCAGUGGCCUAAUAGUCCCUCUCAGUACCUCGAGCAAGGUCAGAGUAACACCAAUAAGAACAUGGAUGAGUCUGCCCUCAAAGGAUUUGUACCUGAUGCAGAGAUGGCUGGUACAGCUGUUGCUGAGGCUGGGCAUGGAGAUGUGGUUGAAAAUCUGAAGAUUCCCAUAUGCAGAGAUCCUGAAACACCAAUUAAGGAUAACUUGAUCCCUACUCCACAGGCCCCCAGCAUUGCUUUCCCCCUGGCUAACCCUCCUGUGGCACCAGAGCCCAAAGAAAAGGUUGUUACUGAAGAUGAGAAGGCUGAUGAAAAAACAGAAAAAGUCCGUAAAUUUCAGCUGUCUUCUCUUAAUCCUCAAGAAAGAUUCGAUUACUGCCAUCUGAUUGAGAAAUUAGGUGGAAUAGUACUUGAGAAACAGUACUUUGAUGCGAGCUGCACACACAUUGUUGUGGGACAUCCUCUUCGGAAUGAGAAGUUCUUGGCUUCGAUGGCAGCUGGAAAGUGGGUGCUCCAUCGUUCCUACCUGGAGGCGUGUAGAGGAGCUGGCUGCUUUGUUCAGGAAGAAGACUAUGAGUGGGGAAGUAACUCCAUACUUAAUGUUUUGUCUGGAAUCAAUGUGAACCAGAAGAAACUAGCACUGGCAGCCAUGAGGUGGAGGAAAAAAAUUCAUAAAGGGAAGCAAGAAACAGGUGUUGUUGAGGGAGCUUUCAGUGGCUGGAAGGUGAUCCUGAAUGUUGAUCAAACCAAGGAAGCAGGAUUCAGGCGUCUUCUUCAGUCAGGAGGAGCAAAAGUGUUCUCUGGCCAUUCUGCAUCUCUCUUUAAAGAAGCAACUCACCUCUUUGCUGACUUCAGUAAGCUGAAGCCAGAUGAUUCCAGGGUGAACGUGGCAGAGGCGGCAGCCCAGGGAGUGAACUGCCUGAAACCUGAGUACAUCGCUGACUACCUCAUCCAGGAUCCACCUCCUCCUAUGGAGUCUUACUGCUUGCCAGAAGCUGAGUCUUACCUUCAGAAUAACUCAGAUCUUGGAAUUGGAUCAUCCCAGAAAAGGAAAGCACUGGGAGAAAUGAGUAGAGUCAAGCGAUCCAGAAUACACUAAACAUAUUCUCUGUUCUUAAUCUGUACAUUUUUAAAUUCAUAUUUAUAUUUUUUCAUUCUUGCCCAAAAAAUUAAAAGCUUUGAGUUUUACUUCUAACUUGUCCUGAGAUUAAAAUAAACUUGCAGUAAUGCUUAUAGGAAAAAUUGCUGUGGUUACCAGUGGCAUCUAAAACAUGGCAAGAAUUACAUCCAAAAUAUACUUCACCUUGUCCAAACUAUCCCAUCACUAGACUAGUGAUUUUGUGUGUGGACACAGUUGUAUAACAAUAGUUCAGAAAUCAUUUGUAAAAUGCUUAUCACAUCUUUUAUCUGUGUGUUUUGGGGAAAAUACCAAUUGAUGAGAAUUCCAUUGCAUUUCCCAUAUAGUAAUAGACUUAGAUUUUUACAUUAUUUUUCAUCUUUUGGUAUUUUCUAUUGGAAGGGAAGAGAGAAAUCUGACAAAAAGAACUGGCUUGUAAAUUUUUGUACUAAUAGAGGGUGUAUUAAAUUAUUUCUAUAGACUACAGGUGCUGUUGCUGCCAUCCUGAGUGCUAAUAAUCUGCUCAGCAACUGUAGAAACAAUUCUGUUACCCAAGAGGUGAAGCUUGUCUUGACCAUGUUCCCUGUUUGAGUCUGUGACAGGAACCAGAGGCAGACAAAGACUUCAGUUUCUGGCAGCUGGAAGUGUUCUUAGACAGCCAGAAUAUUUGACAAAGUCUUAAGUCUUUUCAGUAACAGUGGGUCUGGGUCUGUUUUUACAGAACUUCAUGUAUGUGAGUGCACUGUGUUAAUCUGGGCAAAAGUGUUCUCAUGGAACUGAAGAGCUGUAUUUAAGCAGCUGGAAUUACUGCAGCCUGCUUGAACAGAAAAGCACAGCAUCCAGUUGCACAGGACCAGUGGAGUUGUCUGGAAGAAUACAUGUAACACUGAAGUCUAUUUAAUUUACUUCUUUUUUUUUUUUUUUUUGAUGGCCAGGGUGCAUUUUACGUUUAUUUUCUAUCUACUGAAUACGUUUUUUUAGAAACGGUUUGCAUCAGUAUUUGUUGCAGAUCCAAGACUGAGCCACAAGCAUUUAAGCCUUGUACAACCUGGAGAGUCACUCUGGGCUGGGCAGAACAAACCUUUUGCUGCUUGGGGAAGGACAAAGAUACCUGAGCUGUGGGGUCUCUAGGUGAGAGAGAACAGGAAAGCAGCUUGUCUUUAUGUGCAAGGCUGUACUUUGUGCUUCUGAUUUCCUACUUUAGCGCAGCAGAUUUUUUGUCAGUGAGCUCUGCAACCUGCUGUCAGGAUGACCUGAAGGAAUUGUCAGAGAGUAUUGAGAAUGAAUGUGAGGGAUUUGAUUCUUUUAAAGUAAAAUCUGUGCCCCUAUCCCUGGGGUCUUGGCUGUGACAAGACUGCUAUGUUAAGCUGCAGUGACUACCAUCUUUUGGAGUUUUUUUUUUAAUAACAGCUUGAUGUUUUUUUGGUAUAUGUGGACAUUAAACAUGUCCAACUUGUUCCAAGUCCACAUACUGAAAAUAAUGCCACUGUUAGUGCCUGAACAUCACAUUUUUAAUUGACUUGAACUUUGAAUUCUGUAUUUCACUGUUCUACCUCUGAAGUGCUGCUUUGUAUUGCAGGCAUUUGAAAUAGGUGUGUUACCAGGCAAGACCUAAGGUUCCUUUGACUUUUUCUUCCCAAUCUCCAGAAGCUGCUGUGGAAGGCUUUCUUCACAGGAAACAUCAUGAAAGUGCUUUACACAGUUUGAAUACCAUUACUCUACCAUGGGACAAAAGGACAACAGGUGUGUGCGCUGCACAGUUAGAAGUUGUCAUAUGCAGAAGCCAUGAUAGGUAAACCAGGGUAAAAAAAACCAACAAAACUACUGACAAAAAUAUAUAUAGUUCAGGUUUUGAACUUAAGUUAUGACUAUUAACACAAAAAAAUAUAUAAAUAUACAGGCACCAUUAGGUUCCUGUGUUAACUGUGGGGGCCACACAGGGAUUCUCAGAAACAGAUCAUAUUGAACUCUGCUGAAACAGUUUCUGCUGUGCUCCAUAGGCUCCCAGCCAACCAUUUCCCCAGACAGUAUAAUUUUUUUUUUUUUGUACUACACUGAGUCCACAAUUAUCUUAAUUUCUUCACAUUAAGUCUGGUGCUGAGGCAUUCUGGUACAUUAUUGAAAACAAAUUCAGGGAUUUUUUUUUUUCCUUUUGAUUUACAGAGGGAUCCUCUUACAAUUCUUCCCUCAGUAUUCUCUUCAUUAAAAAAAAAUUAAAAUGCUUUAGGCUAGAUCCUGCUGUACAGGUAAGACAGUUUUGUUUAAGCUAGAGCAUUACCAGUCAUGUAAUCCUACUCCUUUCCAUAGCUGAGCUGUGUUGUACUGUGAACAGUGCUACUGCCUCCCGUUUGCUGUAUUCAGUGGGAAUUCAGCUCCCAUGUAGCCUCUGACCCAGGUUUCAGUUCUUCAAGGAGACCAUACUUACUUGCUAGGCAGUUUUGCAAUGUUUGUGAUACUACAGCCCUGACAAAAACAAUGCAACAUGAUCAAGACUCAGGAAUUCUUGCCUGCUGCUUUUUGAAUAAGUGGUGAAUAAUUCAGGCACCUUACUCAGAAAUCCUUGGCAUGGUAAUAAUGUAGAUGAACAGAACAAGGAGGGAAUACUCUAGGGCAAAGAAAGGUCAAAAGAUUUUUGCUGAGUUUUGAGUUCCAGGAAAACCAGUGAGCAGAGCCCAUUACCUAGAAAACACUGUCAUACCAGUUUCCAAAGCCACUUUGCCUUUUUCCCCAGUUCCCAGAGUAGAGACACAGUGCACGGUCAAAGAACUUGUCAGUCCUGAAGGUUACUGGGCAGUUAGUAAGUAACAGUACAGAGCUACAGUGGCAAGACAGGGCCUGGGUGAGUACCAGCAGAGGUGAGGCUUCCAGAGGCAUGGGAGAGGCUAUGAAGUAUUACAUUCUAACAACUUUCAGAUUCAUUGGCUCUGUUUUCCCACCCACGUCCUCAAAAAGUUAAAAAUUCCCAACUCCCCUUGGCCAACUUAAUGGACUCCCAGCAGCCAUGACUGUUUUUUGACAGAGUACUGCUGUAAUAGAACACUUAACAGAUACAGAUCUUGGAUGCAGCAUCCAAGGUACAUUGUUCUCAACCUGGUAUCAGCAUUAGUACUGGAAGGCAGCUGCUCUCCAGGAUGUGGUACUCUGAUAAUUGAGGUAAUGCAGCUCUCAAGGGCCAGGCUGUGCAUCCUACCAGGCUUGAGUCUGCCCUUAUGACACAUCCUUUGUAUCUGUAAACAUAACAUGACUGGGAAAUGCAGUCAGUGCUUAAAGACAACUUCAUUUACAGCUCCAUGCUCUUUAAAGCACAAGAUGAUGAGAAUGAAGAGAUGAAACAAACCACAGAGAUUUAGCCUACCCUCCAGUGUUGCUUCAUUUCAAAUACUGUAAUGCAGUUUCAAUAUCCAGUUAAAUACUACUCCAGGUAUAUUAGAUUGAGCAUGGCUGAGCUCAUGUGGUGCUGGUCAGAGACUAAGUAACAGUAAUGCAUCUGCUUCAUCUCUGGCACAAAGAGGAGAAUUAUCCAGAAAUUUAAAACAAGUUUCUAUGGGGCUUGUUCACUGGCACUUGAUUCUGGCUGUCACACCUAAAUGCCAAAUGAUCCCAAAUCUCUGAUCUCAAAUCAAAUGUUAAUGAAACUGACUUUGUGUGACAGAAAUAACUCCAUUGAAACCAGUGAGUUUAAGGUCUGGGAGACCAUACACAUAUUUUGUCUUUUUCUCAAAAAAUUUGUUUAUUGUAUCAGCCAGUUUUUAUGGUUUGAAUCCCUUUGCUAUGGCUGUACAUACUCUGAAAGAUAUACAAAAUAAGUGGUUUGUUUUAAUUAAAAAAGGAAGCUUAUGAUAAUAUUUUAACUUGCCUACGGUUUUCCGUAGGCAAGUUACUUGAAAUAAAGCAGAUGGAUGUAAUGUGAUGACUUCAUUGCUGUAACUGAGCUAGAAUGGAAAUUCAGUACAGAAUAUAGGAGACAUGAAAAGGACUAGAAAACAUCAGAUUGAGCAAAAAUUAGUGAGAGUUUGCCAUGCUACUCGCUGCCAGAAGAGUGGAUUAUAUACAUGAUACUGAAGACUUCAGUACAUCGAAUGGCAAAAGCCGAUCCCCAUGGAAGUUACUGGUGAUUGACAGGAUAUUCUAAAUUAGUCUAAAUUUGGCAAAUCAGGGGCAGGUGAGUUGUCAACAGGAAAAACCAAGGCAAUAAAUACUGGAAAGGUUUCAAACCACUCAUACAUGCUCUGGUAGAAGUUGUGACAUGAGUCUGAAUUAGUUGUGAUCUUUCAAGGGGACGAUCUAGGCAUCACCAGGGGCAGCUUGAUGAAGACAUCUGCUCACUGUGUAGUUGCAGUCAAGAAAGCGAAUAAGUUGUUAGGCUGUAUUAAAGACAGAACAAUACAGAAAAAUAUUACAGCAUCUGUUUCUCUUAGUGGUGAUAAUGAAUAUUUGCUGUUUCUUCAGCACCUUAAAAAAAGUGACAUGUUAGAAAAAUAAGGCAGGAAAGUGGUAAGAGAAUGGAAGAAGCAGCUCCUUGGAGCUGGAAGGACAGUAAAACUAAGGUAGUUUAUUUGUUAAUAAGGGGAUAGAUGACAAACAUCUUAAAAGCAAUUCUCCUUCCCACCAUGUAAGACACAUACUUGAAAGUCAUUUUAAUCACCUACCAAUAAAUAUAUGGACCUUAAUUUCACUCAUUACCAUCCUCACCAUAAGUAUUCCAAAAAACCCCACCUUGUUCUUCAGUGCUUAUUAUUCAGCUAGCUAAACAUUUUCUCUGAAGCAACUGCCAGUUUGUUGAAAUUUAACAGUAAUCAUUUCUGACAGAGAACUGUCACAGCUGAUGCACAACAACAACUGUCUUAGAGGUGCUGCAAUGAUAAAAUUUCAAUAAGAGAAUGUCUUCUCUCUGUCCAGGACCAACCAGAGCUCUCAUUUGUCUGUAUGCAGGCCACCAUAGUGUUGUUCUCUGGUUCUAUUUGAAGCACCAUUGUAAAAGCUGAGCAAUGAACCUUGAAAUCACCAGCAAAAGCACACAAAGGCGCAUUUGUAAGUUACUACUUCAUGUUACUUCAGCUAACUGAUAAAUCAGCAGAUAAUAAGUACAAUAAUUGCCUCUGCUGUAUCUGUAUUCCUUCCUCUUACCUAUUCUGCUUAUCCCACUCACACCUAAGUUUUUGAUAGUUUCUUCUCUUUAUUUCAUAACACCCCCUCCAUGGCCAACUAUUUCCCUUUUGUUCAUUCAUUUCCUCUACAAUUUGACUUAAUACCAGCUUUUACAAUUUUUGAAGAUUAUUCUCUCUCCCUAUUUCCCUUGUAUCUGCAUGCCAUUUCAACUUAAGUAAGGGAAAGAAUAAAGAGCAGGAAAAAGUGUUUACACAUGGAGAGAAGAAAAACACAUUCCUGUGACAAAAUACCCCUUAGUAUCAGGAGUGAACAUUUCUGGUUCACAUGAUUUGAACAAACUUUAAAACAGCCACAUUAUAAGAAAUGGCUAUCAACUGUGAGCAGGAUUUUAUUUCAGUCAUGGGGUUUACAAAAUAAAGCAAUAUUGAUUUUAAAAUGAUCCACAUAAAAACAAAUAACCUCAUUAAUAUGCCAUUUGGGUUGCACAGAUAAUUGAAUAGAGGAAAUACCAGUUGAGUGCUCAGCCUGAACUUUUUCCUUACUCAUACAUACUAAAAUAAGUCAAAUUACAUAAUACUUAAAUAGGACGUAUAUUACAUUCCAUAGAAAUAAGCCUUUGCCAAAGUAGUAUUAAAAUACUAUAAUAAAAGCUAAUUUUAAUAAAGAUUUUUAGUCCUCUGUAGAACCUUCCAUCAGCCCCAGCCCUUGACAAAGAACAGCUUUGGCCUCACAACAUCCCUGUGAGGUAGGUUGUUGGUUAUUUUGGUACAGCUGGGGAAACUGAGGCAAAGUGAAACUAAAUUAUUUGAACAUAGCAGCUCAGUAGAAAACCUAGGCCAGAUCCCACUCUCUUGGUCCCACGCUUCCCAUGCUCUUGCUCAGAAAUGGGCUUGGCUUCUUUUCAGUGCACACAGUUCUUUUAGAUGAUACUUUCCAAUCCAAUAUUCCAGACACACUGCUUUUCCUGGUGACUCAUUAAUACUGUGAUAUGUUUUUAGUAUUUGUAUUCUGGCUAUGCAGAACUUCGCUGAAGUGAACACUGAACUUCAUUAACCUUGCUGCAUCAACACAUACUCUUAAGCAACUGAAGAGAAAUCCAUGAUGUAUGUACCAUUUAGAAGCUACUUCAUUAAAAAAAAAGUCUUCAUAGCUAUUUGAAACAAUGUCUCAGCCUUUAAUCAUGUAGAAGUGAAAAAUAAUUUUCUUAAAUACACAAUUUAUUUCCUAAGAGGAUUGUUGAGCCAUCUUGAAAUUUGUCCUCAGUUUUCUCUUUAGGCAAUGGGUCAGCUUCAUACUAAUGCAAAAUCCUACCUUCUCUCUGAGCCCAUUCUCCCAAUUCAUUGAAAGGAAGAAAUAAAAUGUGCUGCCUUCCCCAAGUAUUGAACUUUAAACAGUUUUGCUGAUUUAAAGUCAGAUGAAUCUGUCACAUGUUCAAGCAGUGCCUACCCACACAGCACUUGUACUAUCCAACAUCUGACACUCCACUCCCUCAGGCUAUACACUUAAAGCUGUCAUUUAGAAAACAGCCCUCCUAAUCCCUCUCUUCAUAUAGCACCCGUGUUUUAUUUGCAUAAUUUCCACUCUCCCUAAUUUAUUUAUUUAUCUUCCUUUCUGCUUUAUUUCACUUCAAACAGAACACAGCAGAACUACAGGUGAUGCCUGAGAAGCCAAACUUUAGAUACACAAUUGUAAUGACUUAGACUCCUCAGUUCUGUUUUCUGCUGUCACUUCCUCCUCCAACUCCUAGAGCUUUGAGGCUCUUGUAUUAACCUCAGUAAAGACAAGCUGUCUUUUUAACUUUUUCUGGAGUUUAUCUGCAAAUAUAUGUCAAAUUUCAUCCCCUCUGUACAUACCUAAUUCAGAUACCUGAAGUUUGAGUACACUUACUCUUUUCUUAUACUGCUUCAUAAAAGCCCCUAUUUAACAUUAAAAACAAGUUGUAACAUUAAAAUCUGAAAACAGGGAGAGAGAAUUUGGGAACAAAGUUACAGUCCAGCAACAAAACCUGGAUCAUGGCUGUUCAUAAAGAUUAUAUAGUAUUCAAGGUGGUUUUGGAAUAAUUUAGCUUCUUGGGCCAAUGAGGUAUAAAUUUCUGACCAUGUCAAUAUUGCGGAGAAUAAUAUUACUACCUUGUAAGUAAGCAACCUUAUUUAAGCACAUGAAGCCCUAUUAAUUCCUGCUCCAUUUUAGUUAGGGUAUUUAAAAGAAAACCACAAGCAAGUUUAAAACUGCUCAACCAGGCAGAAAUUAGAAAGGCAAAAAGCUACAACUAUUGCAAAAGCUCAGAUAAGCAAACUCCAAAGAUGUGCAGCCCAAUUGAAUUUAUAUUGUGUUACUUGACCUGAACACAGGGGUCUCAGCCAUGGUGUGGUCAAAGUUUCCAAGAGCUGGCACAUGCAGUCAAAUACCAAAAGCCCUCUUCCCUGUGGUGUGAGGCCUCUAGCACAACUGCUACCAUUAAAAAUUCAUCUAGGUUACUGUGGACACGACUGGUAAAGCCAGCCACAAAAACAAAACUGAAGUAGUUUUGUACAGGACGCAGUCCCUUUUAAAUGUCAAUUCCUCUUCACUUGUGAAUAUGAUUGAACAUUACACAGCUAAACUGGGAGAGAAGGGCAGGGGCAAAACUAAUCCUCUCCUAUAUUUAUCAUCAGCUCAAGUAAAUACAUAUUCCAGAUACCUACAGUAGGCAUUUGGGAAGUCCAACUUUAUUAAAAUUACCUGGUUUUUAGCAUUUGAACAUCCUUAAGUACAGACUAUCACUGAGAAACACAAAUCCAAACUGUUCUUUUCCCAGUAAGCACUGGACAUGUCCAUGUUCUACCAGCAAAUUGGUAACUGUAUGGCUAUGUUUUAUUGUAAGCCAAAGUAAAACAGAACCUUUAAAUUGGGAAUUAACAAGCGACCCACCAAAAAAGCAUGUCACAUGCCAGGGAGUCCCUGAAGCAGCACACAACUCCAUUAUAUGGACUGGCAUCAAGAAUCUCACUUCUACAACUGACAACCCUUCAUUUAUGGAAUAAGCCUUCAACAAGCAUUUUGAAGGAAUGAAAAGGACAUUCUUUGCAUGCCUUGAAGGAAAGCAACAAAAAACCAGGAUAACGCUGGACUUCAAGAGUCUCCAAAGUGUACCGAGCUUCUGCAGGGAACUGACUCAAAAUUUCAGGCAUGCAGAGCAAUUACAAGGCAGAUACUGACAACUGGCAUUUUGAUAGCUGGUGGCAGCUAUACUUAACACAAGAAACGCUUCUUUUAAAACACUGUAAUGUUCUGUACUAUGGAAAUGUGCUGCAUUUUUGAUUUUUUUUUUCCUUAUGCCUCCAGAAAGAAACUGGAAUGAUAUGCUUGAGAGAAGCCCCCAAAGGAACACCUUUAGUUAUCAGUACCCAAUGGGCUCCAGUGAUAGCAGCCAUGCAGAGGUUGCAGUUUUUUUCCCCAUUCUUUAAUUUAGCAGAAGUACCUUUAAGUGAAAAGCAAAUCAAAGCUUCAUUCAUACCCAACUCACAAUCUCAAACCAGUCCUCUGUGGUGGGAGCAAGAAGACACUGUGCCAAGAAGCAAACUAAACUUCUAUGUAUAAAUAAGAGUUUUAUUGAUAUUCACUGCUAUAAGCUCUGAAACAGAGCCCACCUGACUGUAAGGACAACUGUCCGCUCCAAGAGCUAUCCCUGAAGAGAUCCAAAUGCUCUGUUUCCUCUGCUAUUGUACAGCCAUGAGCUCAAACUAAAAUGUAAAGACUCACUAGACUCCAAAAUCCAUGUAUAUUUCCAUUUUAUUUGAUUUGAAACUUUUACAGGGUUUUCUUAAACUGCCAGGAUUCAUGCCCAAAAACCUCAGAUAAAGGUGGUACAAUGGACAGUCUCAUCUACCCUUCACAAAGGAGACUAAAACUCUAUUCAUGUGCAUUAGUGAUUGCAAUCUCUUUAGAGCAUCAGGAAAAGCAUAAGACUUCACAUCUCUACCCCAUCAAGUGACAUGUCCAUUUACCAUGAAUUCCACAGAUAUUGUGACAACAACACUUUUGCUGGCAACAAUGGAUUUUCAAGGAAGAUACAUGGCUCAGAGUCCAAGGUAUUGGUAGCAGUCUUUCAGUGGGGUUUUGUUUCCAAAUGAAGUGUCCAACUUUAGGAAUAGUCUCUUGAGCCAUCUCUUUAAUAGCAGCUUCUAGCAGAAUUUUUAUGGACAGUUAACUCUGCAAGGGCAAGGCCAGUUUUAGUCUGUGCUCAAAAGAACCAGGUGAAACCCCAGCCCCACUGAAGUCAACACCAAAAUCUGCAUUGACCUCAGAGAAGUAAAUUUAAAGCAAGUCAGCAGUUAGUCAAAGGGAACCCAACCGGGUGAUUCCUGAACUAUCCUUAUCUUCUGCACAUACACAGUACUCUGACACACGUAAGCAAGCUUUGUUUUGUUCCCUUGUUUUUCUUGCCAUUGGCAACACUUAUGGAUGUUGGGUCUAUUUUUUGGCAUUUACUCUGAGAAACCUCAACACUGGAGCACACCACUAUUGUACUUCAUUUUGCUUCUGAUGUAAAAAUUCAGAGAAGAGAAAAACAGUUACAGCAGAACACUUCUGGUACUUGACAGGUUUGGUUCACUGAAACAGUUACAGCAAUGUCCUAUAUUCCUCCUGUACCAGUGCCAUUUUGCCUACUUACACUAAAUUAAGUAACUUUACCAAGUCACUGCCUUCCAUCAUUACUAAACUUUCUGACUGUGAAUAAACACCAUUUAUAGUUAUAUUUGGAGGACUGCUGCCUCAGACAGCUGCACGCUUCACAGAAGUAGCCAAACAAAUCAGGCUUACCAGCUUUAGUUAUCUCUCUGUAUAUUAAGUUAUUCUGUUUAUCAAAUAAGCAUCACUCCUCAAAAACAAGUAAUUGUUUUUGAUAGAAGACAGUUUUUAUCUAGCAUCGCUACUGCCA